This is a messenger RNA of Paramuricea clavata, 627 nucleotides long. The record is from the annotation of a GenBank genome assembly. NCBI's taxonomy places the organism in Eukaryota, Metazoa, Cnidaria, Anthozoa, Malacalcyonacea, Plexauridae.
CCGAGAAGUAAUAUGGAAAGCUGUGCAGAUCGAUAUGUCCACUACCUUGCAGAGCAGUUAACGCCUAUUGCCAUGAACACUGAAGAGAUCCAAGAACACUCUAAAACUGACCCAGAAUUGAUUCAAGUUCGACAAUGCAUCGAGAACAACCAAGCCCAUAAGCUUCCACCACAAUACAAACCCCUUGAACAAGAAUUGAGCAUCGUAGACAAUAUCAUACUACGUGGCAAUCGAAUUAUCCUGCCAACAAAAUUGCGAAGCAAAGCAAUCAAAUUAGCACACGAGGAUCAUGCGAGUAUGACGAAAACGAAACAACGCACCCGCUCUAAGUUAUGGUGGCCCAACAUGGACAAGGACAUCGAACAACACAUUCGAACAUGUCAUCCUUGCCAAAUCGUAGGAAAACCAGACAGACCAGAACCGGUACAAUCUACCAAGCUUCCAGAUGAACCAUGGACAGAGCUUGCAAUUGAUGUAUGCGGUCCAUUCCCUACAGAAGAAUAUGUAGUUAGCCUCAACGACUAUUACUCAAGAUGGCCCGAAGCAAUUAACAAUACUUCGAACAGUCACGUCAGCGAAAAUCUUAGAAUGGUUCGACAAUGUUCUUGCAACACACGGAUAUCCUAA